AUGAACGAAGCUGUAUUCGGCAUUAUUUUGGGUGGCUCGAAGCACGAUGUCGUAGUGUCACCGUCGCUCACUAAGGCCAUCUUGGCCUCCCGAAGCACGUCUUCUACUGCAUUGAUCAAUUACGCAUUGGAAAAGGUCGGGGGUGAUCAGGGCGCGAUUCGUAACCUCAGCGCCACUGACCACCAUAUCAUCCAUCAUAAUAUCCCCAAUCUCUUAAUGCGAGAACCAUUUCUCACAGAGGCUUCCAAGGUCGCCAAGGACAUCACUGAACGCGAAACUCCUAAUCUAGUAACGUUCUGUCGUAGUAUGGUUGACCAGGCGCCGUGGGAGCGGAGGAGCGAAGCUGAAGUCAUCGAUGAGCAGGAGAAGCCUAUGGCUGAAGUGAAUCUUUUUGCUCUGGUGAGAAACUUCGUGGGGCACAUCAGCACAUCCGUAUCCAUGGGACAAGCUUUCCUUGAAGCCUUUCCUGAUCUACUUGAUGAUAUGUGGACCUUUGAUAACAGAUUCCCCGCGCUGUCGCUUGGUGCUCCUCGCUGGUUACCAUUGCCAGGCCUUUCGGCCGCAUAUGCAGCGCGUGAUCGCAUCUUGGAUGCUCUUGCAGCCUACCACCAGGCAUUCGUCUCUUGGGAUGAAGGAAAUGACCCUGGUGUCAAGUUUCGCGAUCUUGACGAUGUAUCAGAGCCGAUGAAGCAACGGAUCCGGAAGUUCAAAGAACUGGGACUAUCGCCAAGGUCCAGCGCCCCUGGUCAUUUGUCUCUUUUUUGGGCCCUGAACGCCAACUCACCCAACGCUGUUUUCUGGAACAUUCUCCGCAUCUACUCUGACCCUGCUCUUCUGGAGGAAAUCCGAAAGGAGAUUGCUCCUUUUGCAAAGGUCCAUAGACCCAGUCGCGAGGAGACCGGGCUCCCAUUUCAAGAACCCGCCAAGGUCUCCCUUGAUCCGGAUGAGUUGUUUCGAUCUUGCCCACUACUCAAAGCUAGCUUCUAUGAGACCAUGCGGUUAGAUUCAGCAGGACUUUCCUUUCGUGAAGUCACCUCUGACUUGACUGUUACUGAGUCCCCUGAGGAUGCUGCAGCUGCCAGCUUGGCCGAACCACGCACUUACCGAAUCAAAAAAGGAGGGAACAUAAUCAUGGCUCACGGGGUGGUCCAGAGAGACCCUCAACUCUUCUCUAACCCGGAGCAGUUCGAUCCGCUACGGUUUGUUGUCACAGAUCCAGACACAGGCGCACAAAAGGCGGACAUGCACACCAUUUAUCCAUUCGGGGGCGGCGUUUCUGGUUGCAAGGGCCGCGCUCUCGCUGAAAGGAUGAUUCUACUCUUCUCUGCUGCAAUCAUUUCAACGUGGGACAUCGAACCGGCAAGUGGCAAAGCUUUCAUAAUUCCAGGACAUAGGCCUUCCAGUGGAGCGUAUUUGCCUAAGAAUGACAUUCGAGUACGCUUGAGAAUGCGCGUAUAA
This is a messenger RNA of Aspergillus fischeri NRRL 181, 1458 nucleotides long. RefSeq names its product cytochrome P450. Gene Ontology annotation, molecular function: oxidoreductase activity, acting on paired donors, with incorporation or reduction of molecular oxygen; iron ion binding; monooxygenase activity. Lineage: Eukaryota; Fungi; Ascomycota; Eurotiomycetes; Eurotiales; Aspergillaceae. The transcript has a single exon. The coding region runs from base 1 to 1458 and encodes 485 amino acids. The record is from RefSeq and is a predicted model, not a curated record.